Molecule: messenger RNA, 1181 nt
Organism: Linum tenue
Lineage: Eukaryota; Viridiplantae; Streptophyta; Magnoliopsida; Malpighiales; Linaceae
Source: the annotation of a GenBank genome assembly
AUUGUAUUGAUUGUAUUUGUCAAGCUAGUUCCAAACCAAAUAUCCCGAUUUAUUUCGUUUUAUAUUGAAUAUUUGGAUACUCGAAAUUUUCACGAUCGAACCAAGAACAUUUGUUUGAGGAAGCAGGUUCGAUAGAUCUUUUCAAAUGGAUCAAUUAUCGCUUAUUAGUGAAGAAGCAGCUGAGCUCGACGGACAAAUUGCAGAUAUUUUUCGAGCUUUAUCAAAUGGAUUUCAAAAGUUGGAGAAGGUUAAAGAUGCCAAUAGGAAAAACAGGCAAUUGGAGGAGCUUACAGAUAAGAUGAGAGAAUGUAAAAGGCUCAUCAAGGAGUUUGACAGAGAAGUCAAGGAUUUGGAAAGCAGAACUGACGCUGUGACAAAUAGAAUGCUAAGUGAGAAAAAACAGUCAAUGAUUAAGGAAUUAAAUUCUUAUGUUGCUUUGAAGAAACAACAUACUACCAAUAUAGAGAAAAAGAAAAUUGAUCUUUUUGAUGGACCUAAUGAAGGAAUUCCCGAAGACAAUGUACUCCUUGCUUCAAUGAUAAUUUGGUCUUCAUUUUGGUCCUUUAAACAGGAAAGCAAGACUUCUAAAUUGUGUGUAGCCAUGACAAAUGAACAAUUAAUGGACCGCGGAAACAAAAUGAUGGAUGAGACUGAUCAAUCAAUUGAAAGGAGCAAAAUGGUGGUUCAAGAAACCAUUGACGUAGGAACGGAGACUGCUGCUUCUCUUAAAGCUCAAACCGAACAAAUGAGCAUGAUAGUCAAUGAGCUAGAUUCUAUCCAUUUCUCGAUGAAGAGAGCUUCUAAACUGGUGAAGGAAAUUGGUAGGCAGCUUGCAACUGACAAAUUGAUUAUGGCAAUGCUUUUCCUUAUUGUCAUGGGAGUGGUCAUAAUCAUCAUUGUCAAGAUAGUGAAUCCCAAUAACAAGGAUAUCUCAGAUAUUCCUGGAUUAGCUCCACCCGCACAGUCUCGCAAGUUGCUUUGGCAUGAAAAAUGACUAAUUGGAAGAAGAAGAAGAAGAAAAAGAGGUGUGUUGGUUGUAAUUGCCACAAGCACUAGAGACCAGAGAGCUUGACUAUGUAUCACUAUCACUAUGAAGAUAUGUCACUAUGAAUGCCUUUGCCUAGGGUUUUCCUUUUAUGAUUACAUUGUCUUAUGUCUAGGAUUUUGAUACGAUUCGAAGG